UUGUUAUCAAAAUUUAUUUGAUUUAAUUUCUUAAAAAUGUAAGGGACAUUAUUAUAUAAAAAUUUAUUACAUUUAUCUUCAGUCAUGAAGUUUCUUGUAAUUCUUAUCGCGUCUAUAGCGUUGUGUGUUGGCAAUGCCAUUCCUUUGGUUCCUGGUGAUAACAGCCACUACAUAGAGGGUGAGAGCCGCUACAUCUGGAUGUCAGAUGGCGAGGGCGUGCCUCAUCUAAUAGAUCUGGAAGAGCCUAUGGAUGCGGCUUUGCAGAAUUCUCGUAAUGGAGCCAACAAUCAGUACUGGCUUUAUACCAGACAAAAUCCCAAUAAUGCUCAAAUAUUGAUAGAUGGUAAUUCUAACUCUGUUUGGAACUCUAACUAUGACGGUAGGAAACCUUUAAAGGUUAUGGUCCACGGAUGGAACAGUAAUGGUAAUUCAGGAGAGAAUCCUAUCAUCACAUCUGCUUUUCUUGAUACCCAAGACGUUAAUGUCAUCGUAGUGGACUGGCGUGUAUUGGCUAGUUCUAAUUAUUUAAGUGCUGUUCGUGGAGUUCCUGGGGUUGGUCAAUAUUUAGGCAAUUUUAUUGAAUGGCUCUUCAACACUGCUGGUGGAAAUUGGAAUAAUGUACACUUAAUUGGAUUUAGCUUGGGCGCUCAUGUCGUUGGUAGUGCUGGUCGACAAGCCGGCGGCCGAUCGGCCCGCAUUACUGGUUUGGAUCCGGCUGGUCCACUCUGGAUUGGAAACUCCAAUGCUCUAAAUAGUAAUGCUGGACAAUACGUAGAAGUCAUCCACACUGACGGUGGUCUUCUCGGUAUAUUCACCCCGAUUGGAGAUGCCGACUUUUAUCCCAAUGGUGGAAGAUACCCUCAGCCUGGUUGUUCGAGUAGUUCGUGCUCUCACAGUCGCUCAAUAUUACUGUUUGCGUCCAGUGUGCGUACCAAUCACUUUCAAGGCAGAUUAUGUGACGACAUCAACCAAGCACAGAAUAUGCAGUGCACCGGUAGAGUUUUCAAUAUGGGCAAUGGGAUUGUCACUAAGAGAGGUUCUGGCAUCUAUGGUUUAACUACUGGAAGUUCCUGGCCUUAUUAACAUGGAAUAAAAUUAAGCAUACUAUUUACUGUUUCAAGCUAUUGUAUAUUUAACCAAUAAUGGUAAGCCAACGAUCGUUUGUUUUCGUUUGCUUGCUCCAAUGUAAUAAAGAAAUUAGUUAAGUGAGCAUUGUUUCUUGCAUAGUGAAAGCUUGUAGUAACAAAGUAAGCUGCAGCAAGUAAGUAAAAAAUAAAUUAUAUUAAUAGAUAUCUACGUGUAUAUAAGAAAUAAAAUAGAGCUACAGUU
Messenger RNA from Galleria mellonella (greater wax moth), 1329 nucleotides. Its product is annotated as pancreatic triacylglycerol lipase-like. The coding region runs from base 85 to 1083 and encodes 332 amino acids. The transcript has 5 exons. The record is from RefSeq and is a predicted model, not a curated record. Gene Ontology annotation, molecular function: lipase activity. Gene Ontology annotation, biological process: lipid metabolic process. NCBI's taxonomy places the organism in Eukaryota, Metazoa, Arthropoda, Insecta, Lepidoptera, Pyralidae.